Molecule: messenger RNA, 1485 nt
Organism: Seminavis robusta
Lineage: Eukaryota; Bacillariophyta; Bacillariophyceae; Naviculales; Naviculaceae
Source: the annotation of a GenBank genome assembly
CAAUUUAUUAUCUCUUUUAAAAGAGCUGACGUCAUAGAAAAUAGAAUUCUUCCUCCCUCGUUCCCAAGAAUGAAGCGGGAGCAACCAUCCAAGAAAGAACAUUGAAACCUCCUGGACGUUCGCGCUGCUGUCGUCGACCAUGCAUUUACCGUAUCGCCGUCACAAACUCAACGCCUCGACUACAGCAGCAGAACAACCACAGCAGCAGCAACAACAGAGCCGCACACCGCAACCAUCCAUAACCAUGUUUAGUUGGAGCACACCAGCAGGGAGAGGGACGCCAAAUGCAGGGUAUCCAGGUGCAAGGAAUGCGUCUCCCGUCCGGGCAACGGCUAUCAACGGCACCAUUCGAGCACCGGAAUUCACUCGGGCCCAGCAUAUUGAGUCUUACUUGAACGAUGGCACAUUGAAACGAUCCACUCGACAAGUAUCGCAAGAUGACUCUACCUAUGAUACCGUAUUCCAGACCACUAGAGGCGAUACACUGAUUGUCCGCGUUCACUUGCCACCUCCCAGUGGUGGUCAAAGUCGAGCACCCGCCAUGACAUUGGCUGGAGUCCGAGGCAGACAUUCCUGGUUGGACUCGAAAAUGCGCAUUACGGGCUAUGCCCCCAUUCAAUCGGACGAUGCCUGGAGGUCGUCUCGCAUUUUGCUGGGAGCCGCCGUGCACGAGGUGGUAAAACACAUGCAGUUGGAACCACCCGAAAUUGUGGAAAUCACAGAUGCCGGAUUGCGGUCGAUUCAGGCCAAUCGGAAAAAUAAUGGUAGUAGUACUCGUUCGUCGACGGCAUCCUCAGCAGCGGUUGGUCGAAGUGCUCAUUCCUCGGCAUCACAGCAGCAGAGCGCUUCCAGUGAUGCUCCACCGGAGUAUUCUUCCGUGCUAUUGGACAUGCCAGAGAUUCCACGACAAAUUCCCGAAUUGGAUGCAUUGACACGAGAAGAGCUAGAUCAAUUGUUGGAGGAUGAAUUAGAGUUUACUUCCUUUAUCAACGGUUUGCCCAUCUUUGAUAAGAUUCAAUCUACAGCCAAUGAUGUCCUCGAUGAAAAUUCCAAAAAAGCAACGGCCAAUUUGGAAAAGGAAGAAAAGGUCAAGACGUUACACAAGGAGGUGACGGAACUCAAGACCAAACUAGAAGGAAAACUGGAACAUUUUGCAACACUCGAACAAAAACAAGAUGCCCUGUGUGCUCCUCCCGACAAGAAAGAUAUUCUGCGGCAGUUGGCCAAAGCAAAAAAGGAAUCAUUUCACGUAUCGGAACAACUCGCUGAAGGUUGGGUCGAAGACGGUGCCAAUGUUGACGGGUUUGUGCGAGAAUUCGUGGAGAAGAGAAACAUUCAUCAUAUUCGUGCCGCCAAAAUGGAGCGGCUACAAUUCGCUUCGGCAAAGAAUGUAUAGUACAGUAGUAAUAGGCAGGGCAUUUGUAUAGCUACAACAUUAGAUCGUCGCGUUUCUGUAGAAAUGGCUGCGGGUGGGAAACUUGCGGG